ACGGGAUCAAAUUUCAGCGUCACAGCUGGGGACUGGUUUCGAGGUCCCUGAUGGGAGAGCAUGAGCAGGUGGUAUGUGCGACCCUCUUCUGGCUGGCCUACCCCGGGACACUGACUACUCUGUGCCCUGCUACUGCUCAUCUCCCUCACCCUCCAACUCGUGUUUGCUUGCUAACGGGAAGUGUGACAAGUACUGGGGCGCUUCCUCAGACAAGAUCUUGGACUAUACAAUUCACUGGCCCAGGACCCCAGAAUCAGAGACCUUGGGGUCACUUGCUUCAGAGAACACAGUGACGAGUACAGACUGGAGGACAGAGAGGAACUCGGGGCCUCGGUCGCAUGGGUCCCCUCGCUUCCCCAACCCAGACUCACAGGAGCGCUGUAAUGACCAGGACCUUGUGAAGAAGCAUCAGAGCAUCGCUAAGAAGCCGUUAGAGACCAGUUCUUCCAAAGUCAAAGUUAAGUCCGCCAUGAUGAUUUCUGACACCCAGAAGCUCCUGCAAUGCGAACUGGAGUCACUCAAGAGCCAGCUACAGGCCCAGACCAAGGCUUUCGAGUUCCUAAACCACUCAGUGACCAUGUUGGAGAAGGAGAGCUGCCUGCAGCAAAUCAAGAUCCAACAGCUUGAAGAGGUGCUGAGCCCCACAAGCCACCAGACAGAGAAGGAGGGACACAAGUGGGGCGUGGAGCAGGGACAGCAGGAGCUGUACGGGGCUCUGGCGCAAGGCCUGCAGGGGCUGCAGAAGACCCUGCGCGACAGUGAGGAGGUGCAGCGGGCCCGCACCACCCGCUGCCUGCAGCUGCUUGCCCAGGAGAUCCGGGAUAGCAAGAAGUUCCUGUGGGAGGAGCUGGAGCUGGUACGGGAGGAGGUGGCCUUCAUCUAUCAGAAGCUCCAGGCCCAGGAGGAGGAGAUCACCGAGAACCUGGUUAACAUCCAAAAGAUGCAGAAGACCCAGGUGAAGUGCCGCAAGGUCCUGACCAAGAUGAAGCAGCAGGAGUGUGAGACAUCCAACUGGCCAGAGACAGAGGAGAUGCCACCAGGAGGCAAUGGCUCCUGGAGGAAUGACCUCCAGAAGGAGCUGAGUGACAUAUGGUCUGCUGUGCAUGUGCUGCAGAACUCCUUUGAUGGCCUCACCAUGUCCUCAGGGGUCCGCCCCAAGGCUGCGAGCCUUAGGGGCUACAAGGGGCACCGAUGCCUGAACCCUCUGCUCUCCUCCUGGGACUCAGACUCUGACUCUGACCAGGACCCUACCCAGCCACCAUUCAACAAGAGCCGCUCCUUCCCACCUGCCUGAGCAGCUGGGACUGCUCUCCCCGAAGACCCUUCCAGAGAGAAAAUAAACUAGCCAAGACCCUCCUCCA
Messenger RNA from Hipposideros armiger (great roundleaf bat), 1361 nucleotides. RefSeq names its product coiled-coil domain containing 159 (gene CCDC159). NCBI's taxonomy places the organism in Eukaryota, Metazoa, Chordata, Mammalia, Chiroptera, Hipposideridae. The record is from RefSeq and is a predicted model, not a curated record. Bases 74 to 1294 code for a protein of 406 amino acids. The transcript is spliced from 13 exons.